UCGAGUAAACGACAGAUCGAGUUAGGAAAGGACUUUCAGAUGGCGUCACCGGUUAUAUCCAGAAUCGAGUAAACGACAGAUCGAGUUAGGAAAGGACUAGCAACACAUACCAAUUCCGACUGAAUGGUGCAAAUACAACAUGUAUUUAGAACGGCGGAGCCUGAUCCAACUGCAGACAGUACUUACUGAUCUAUGCCUUCAAACUUAGAUUGACAGAUGAAAGGUCUAGUGACGAUAAAACACUCGCACGUGCCGAUGAGAGCAUAUAAAGUCCCUGAGGAACAGGCAAAGGCUGAGGAAAUGCAGAUGUUCACAGAGAUGUAUCAUGAAUGGAAAGGAACAGAUAACAAUCAUCAUCAUGUCAAACUUCCACGGCUAUAUGAUAAACUGCCAUCAGAAGAGGAACCUCUCCUGUUGAAGUUGAGAGAGGAAUCGAGAGCUGUGUUCUUGCAGAGGAGAAGUCGAGAGCUACUUGAUAAUGACGAGUUACAGCGUCUUUGGUUUUUACUGGACCAGUAUCAUACACCACCACUGGUAGGGGAAGACCAGAUGAUCAACUUCGAGGACUUUCAGAAAGUAGCUUCAGAGGCUGGUCCUAAAUGCCAGCAGUUCUUCAAAUCCAGUGUGUUCACUAAGUUACUACAAACAGACCCAUAUGGUCGGAUAUCCAUAAUGCAGUUCUUCAAUUACGUGAUGCGCAAAGUGUGGUUACACCAGACUCGUAUAGGACUGUCUCUGUACGAUGUAGCUGGACAAGGAUACCUCAAAGAAUCAGAUUUAGAAAACUACAUUUUAGAACUCAUCCCCACCCUCCCACAGUUGAAUGGAUUAGAGAAGUCAUUUUACUCAUUCUAUGUGUGUACAGCAGUUCGGAAGUUCUUCUUCUUUCUAGAUCCAAUGAGAAAAGGGAAAAUCAAAAUCCAGGAUAUACUAGCAUGUAGUUUUCUAGAUGAUUUGUUAGAACUCAGGGAUGAAGAUUUGUCAAAAGAGAUGCAGGAGUCCAACUGGUUUUCAGCUCCAUCAGCUCUUAGGGUGUAUGGGCAAUAUCUUAAUCUAGAUAAAGAUCAUAAUGGAAUGUUGAGUAAAGAGGAACUUGCCAGGUAUGGUACAGGUACAUUAACAGAUGUGUUUCUAGAUAGAGUGUUCCAAGAAUGCCUCACAUAUGAAGGGGAAAUGGAUUAUAAAACAUACCUGGACUUUGUGUUAGCACUGGAAAACCGGAAAGAACCAGAAGCUUUACGCUACUUGUUUCGUAUACUUGAUGUUCAACAACGUGGCCACCUUAAUGUUUUCUCUCUUAACUACUUCUUCAGGGGUGUCAUCAAAAAAUACGCCGCCGAGAUACCUGCAAUACAAGAACAGAUGAGACUGCAUGGCCAGGAACCGGUGUCUUUUCAAGAUGUCAAAGAUGAGAUAUUUGAUAUGGUCAAACCUUCUGAUCCACUAAGAAUUACUCUGGAUGAUUUAGUCAAUUGUGGAAAAGGUGACACAGUUGUCAGUAUACUGAUAGAUCUGAAUGACUUCUGGACAUACGAGAACAGAGAAUAUCUAGUCCCAGAAACCACAGAUGAAGGCGAAAUAUAAUCAACUUGCAUCAUCAUACAUUGUUAUGUCAUGGCAGACAUAGAAAGUUUGAUAACAUUUUAGAAUUCAACACAAAAAUACUGGAAAAUGUUUUUUUUUUCCAUAUGGAUUUAGUUACCUGCUUAAGGGACCGAUCAGCAUAAAUGAUAUUUUUGUAUCUUAUGUUUGCUAUUAAUACAUAUGUCAUAUGCAAUGUUCUCAGAAGGAAGUUUGUUCUAAAAGUUUGAUUUUACUUUUUGUCAUAAACUGAAUGAUUACAAAAUUUGAAUUGAAAUAAAUGACUUAGAAUUUUACUGAUAAAGUAUGAUGAAAUUAAUGAUUGAGGUAAAUAUUUAUGAAAAAUACAGUAUUCCAUUUUAGAAUUAUAGUAAACACAACCUUUGACUUCAUUUCCAUGUAGAAGGUAGUAUUUAGAUAUCAUGAUUAAACCUAGUCCUGUUAUGUCACCAUUUAUAUGCAAAUAAGGGAAGGUCAUGGUUGAAAGAUACCUUUCUUUCGUAAAUUUAGAAAUUAGAUAUUUUUGCUAAAAUUUGGAAAGAAAACUCAGAUAUUGCUGACCAGAUCUUAUUGUCUAUUCAUUACAUUAACAAGCCUAAAAUUUGAAGCAAUUAAAUAAUGGACUUUGGAACACAUGAAUUUGGUUACAAGAUCUUUUUACUGCAACAUGUGAUUACAGUUUUGCUGAAAAUGAAGUUUGAUAAUGGCAAAUGUUAUAUAAUAUGUCUAUAUCUAUGGAAAUGUUAACAAUUUGUUGGACUCCUAAGAUUAUUAUUAUUAAUGAGAUCAAGUGAUGUCCUUUAUAUUUUAUGAAGAUACAAAUUACAGAGUUUGUUAAGAUUGUAAUUUGUAUCAUCAUUAAUGUAACAAUGACAUAUGUAUAACUUUAUGCAAUAACUAUGGAAGAUAUUGUUUUGUGGCAUCUUCAGUGAAGAUUUAUUUAUAAUAUAAUAUUGUGUGUCUAACAUAUUUCUCGAGGUAAUCCCAGUAAAAAAAAUGAUACAAAACAUACAUGUACAUAUAACAUAAUUCAAGGGGCUUCUGUUGCAGAUUUGUUAUGUUCACUGACUUGGAUCAGCUACCCACUUACUAUUGUGGAUGUGAAACACAGCAGGUCAUGAAGAUUUUCCUAUGAAGAAGUCAUCACACUGCCUGUCAGAAGGAAUGUGGUUGUACUCUAGUCUAGCACCCCAACAGUGCCUGCAAUAAUGCCUGAAGAAACACCAAGGGUCUUCAGCUGUAAAGUUGUAUGUUCUCUUAGCUUAGUAGGGAGAGCACUGAUCAGCUGAAUACAGGGUCAUGAGUUUGAUCCUCAGACAAGGAAUAUGUUCUUCGUGACAGUUGAUAAAAGACACUGUGCAUGAAAUUUGUCCCCCACCUCGGAUUCAUGUGAGAAGGUUGGAAGGCACUUGCAGAGAACAGGCAAGUACUGGUACAGAAUCUAGGAAAACUGAUUAGGUUAACUGCCCACCAUUACAUUAUGGCGCUAACCCCAAAGCAAACAGAUAUCAACUGAAAGAUCACCAUAUGUACUGGCGUUACUGAUAUGUUAGACACACAAUUCUGAUAAACAUCAUGAAAGCAUUUUAUCAUUAAAAUAUACCAUGGACAGUCUAUGUUGUAAAAUGCAAAAUUUACCAAUACAGAAAUGAUCUCUAUAAAGUAUAAAAUUCCAAAAUGAAAAUUCACUUGAUGAAAGGUUGUAAAAAACAUGAGCUUAAGAAGUGUUCAGUAACUUUGAAAGUAUGAAUAUCUCUAAAAGUCUUAUUUUGGAAUAAAAAGUUGAGUAAGAAUAUGAUAACAAAGGUAAAGCAAUUCUCUCCUGUUCUACUGACAAUAGUCCAUCACUUCAACUGGAAUUCAGAUUGGUGACCUUUUACACUGAUUCUGAUAAUAAUAAUCCGACAGCGAAUAUGCAGUAUGACAAUAAUGACCAAACUGUUAAAAGCGGGGAGCUCAAAAUUUUCAUUUGUAAGAUUUUUGUUUUGAUUAACUCUUCACAGCGCAUUUAGUCAUUAAAUUUCACUUUUUUGUGUAAAUUGUGGUGUGUUUUAACCAGAAAUUGUUUAAAUGUUUUAUUUUUAUGUAGUAGAUGACAGUAAUGGUGUCAUACUUGAUGUGAAAGAAAAUACUUCUUCUUUAAGUUAAAUGAUAUUUUAUACAAAUUCCUAAUUUUUUAUCCAACUGAACAAUAAUUUAAUAUGUCUAUUGUCUAUAAUGUGUGUGCAUGAUAUUUACAGUCCAAAUGCAUCUCUUGUUAUGAAAAUAUGUUAGGUUAUUGCAAUCCAGUGUCUAAAAUCUGUUGACUCCAAAGGUGAAAUAUUCCAGAGGUCACAAUGCUUUGCAUGUUUAUAUAUGUCAGGUUUAAUAUGAGAUGCACACAUUUUACUGGAAGUUGUCCAUGUAGAGCAUGCAUUGUGACAAUGAUCUGAUGUUAAAUAUUCCAACAGAAGCUGACUAUUUUGUUUGUUUCAGAGAUAAGUUACUUUAAAAAAGUAUGUAAACAAUAUGAAUGAAAAAAAUAAAGUAACACUGUAAAUACAAGAUUUAAGCGGAAGUUUGAGAGAUUUCCAUGUGGGUAUGAAAUACACGAUUGUUUCUUAAGAAGCCCACAGUCUCCAUACUUUGUAAACACGCCUUUCAGUCUCUGCACACCUAAGUAAACAUGCCCUUCAGUCUCCACACACUUCAAAUGGCCUGUGUUUUUCAUACCCUAAUGGAAACCUCUUAAAAUGCAAUUCAUUUCUUUACUGAAUAAUAUUUGAGGGAGCGAAGUAUUUUAAUGUGAUUAGGAUAGAAGUAUUAAUUAACAUUUUGUGUUUUAGUUGUAGAUUAUUUGAUGCAAUUCAAAGAUUGUUUUCUUCUCUAACACUGCCUUUUAUAAAUCUGUUAUGUAUACAUGUAAAAAAAUAAGCAUUUAUUUUGUAAAUAAACUAUUUUUGAGGACAAGGA
Messenger RNA from Mercenaria mercenaria, 4533 nucleotides. RefSeq names its product serine/threonine-protein phosphatase 2A regulatory subunit B'' subunit gamma-like. Gene Ontology annotation, biological process: microtubule cytoskeleton organization; positive regulation of B cell differentiation; T cell homeostasis. The transcript has 14 exons. Gene Ontology annotation, cellular component: centrosome; spindle. Bases 217 to 1584 code for a protein of 455 amino acids. Lineage: Eukaryota; Metazoa; Mollusca; Bivalvia; Venerida; Veneridae. The record is from RefSeq and is a predicted model, not a curated record.